Messenger RNA from Racocetra persica, 149 nucleotides. NCBI's taxonomy places the organism in Eukaryota, Fungi, Glomeromycota, Glomeromycetes, Diversisporales, Gigasporaceae. The record is from the annotation of a GenBank genome assembly.
GCUCUCAUGAAGCUAAACAAUUAACACAAACGCAAUCAACGCAGACCAAUUUCAAUACUGAACCUGACCUCAAUACAACUCCCCUGUCCCGAAGUAAUUCUUUAAUUCUUUCGCAGGAUGCACAGGACGAAUUGUUUGGGAUCUCUUAG